CUGAAAUCCACCCCCCUUUCCCUGCCUAUAAAUGCCUCCAGUCCCCUCAAAGAAGGAAAGCCUGGAGUUUUCUCUGAGAAGACUUGCUACCUGUGGAGGCUGAGGGACAGGGAUCUCUGCAGGAAAUGUCCAGGUUUCAGCAGGGGAUCCGUGGGACCCAAAGGGAUCUACCAGGGCGAUCUCUGGGGAAGAGAGACUUUUGGGAGGCCUUCUGUCCUUUCUCUCUGCAGGGAAGGAAAGAAGGCCAUGGGGCGAUUCCUCUUCGUGAGCUUCGGCUUGCUGGUCGUGUUCCUCUCCCUGAGUGGAACUGGAGCUGAUUUUGAUUGUCCCUCUGAUUGGUAUGCCUAUGAUCAGCAUUGCUACCAGCUCUUCAAUGAACGGAUGACCUGGGAAGAUGCAGAGUGGUUCUGCACGAAGCAGGCGAAGGGCGGGCAUCUCGUCUCUGUCAAAAACGCUGGAGAAGCAGACUUUGUGGCCUGGAUGGUCACUCAGAACAUAGAGAAACCCUUUUACUAUGUCUGGAUUGGACUGAGGGUUCAAAACAAAGAGAAGCAAUGCAACUCGAAGUGGAGCGAUGGCUCCAGCGUCAGUUAUGACAACUUGAUGGAUCUAUAUAUUACAAAGUGUAGUGGGCUGAAAAAAGGGACAGGGUUUCGUAAAUGGUUCGUUGUUAGAUGUAUAGAAAAGAAUCCUUUCGUCUGCAAGUUCCCGCCACAGUGUUAAGAUCCGGCUGUGUGAAGUCUGGAGAAGCAAGGAAGCCCCCCAUCCCCACACCCCACUCCCACCUGCCGCAAUCUCUGCUCUGCCCCCUUUGCUCAGUGGAUGCUCUCUGUGGCUGGAUCUGGUUUUGCUGCUCCUGAUGGGCCAGAAGGUCCAAUAAAUUCUGCCUAGCAUGA
This is a messenger RNA of Crotalus tigris (Tiger rattlesnake), 896 nucleotides long. RefSeq names its product snaclec convulxin subunit alpha-like. NCBI's taxonomy places the organism in Eukaryota, Metazoa, Chordata, Lepidosauria, Squamata, Viperidae. The record is from RefSeq and is a predicted model, not a curated record. The transcript has 7 exons. Gene Ontology annotation, molecular function: signaling receptor activity. The coding region runs from base 247 to 723 and encodes 158 amino acids.